Messenger RNA from Nicotiana attenuata, 762 nucleotides. RefSeq lists its product as uncharacterized. NCBI's taxonomy places the organism in Eukaryota, Viridiplantae, Streptophyta, Magnoliopsida, Solanales, Solanaceae. The record is from RefSeq and is a predicted model, not a curated record. The transcript has a single exon. Bases 1 to 762 code for a protein of 253 amino acids.
AUGGCUGAUAAGUUCGUCACCGCACAUGCCGGAGCCAGGAAAGCAGAAGCGAGAGUAAAUGAUAUAUUCGCCAUUAAACAAGUCCCUGGCGAAGGACUCGGGGACUUCCUUGCCCGGUUUAACCGUGUUAGAAUGACUCUCCCAAAUGUAUCGGAAGGAAUGGCGGUAGCAGCAUUCCAAAAUGGGCCGAACAGGAGCGGUUCGAGGGCGACCAAAAAAUUAUUGAGCCGGCUCAUGAAAUACCCUCCUACCACUUGGGACGAAAUAUAUAAUGCCUAUUGUACCGAGGUGAGAGCAGAUGAGGACGACCUCAACGGACCAACCCAACGAUUGACAUCGGUCCAAAUGGAGUCGAUAAAGGAUCGGAGAUAUGAUAAUAAGAGAGAUCUAGCAGGACCCCGUCCUAACCAGGAAAGACAUCAGCCUUACAGCCGAGGUACCCUCAUGUCGCCUCCCCGACAUGACGAAGGCCCUUCUAGGCCAAAAACAGGAACUCAUCGGAAUGAGAGAGAUAUGCCCCCCUUAUUAUCUGCUCAUAAUUUCUGUGUUUCCCCCUCAGAAAUAGUUUACGCACUGGAGAAGCUCGACCCAAAAUUAAAGUGGACGCAAAAGAUGAGGUCCGACCCGAGCACUAGAAAGUCAAAUGCCCUCUGCGAGUUCCACCAGGAGCGAUGCCACAAAACCGAGGAGUAUAUCGCCUUAAGACAAGAGGUCGUGAACAUGCUACACCAAGGGCACUUGAAAGAACUGAUGAGCGACUGA